UGACAACGCGUCUAACCUGCAAAAAUUUUGCAUUUAUACCAAAACAAAGUCGAUUUUAAUCAUUUUCCAAUAUGUUAUUCCUGUAUAUACUGAGUAUUAUUUCUCUUGCGGUCCAGGCGAUUUUCGUGACGCUUGCAAUAGCGGCGGGCAUGUACUAUUUAGCGGAGCUGGUAGAGGAAUACUCAGUAAUGGCUAAAUACGUCAUUUCUUGGGCAGUGGCUCUGACAUCUGUCAUCCACUUGGGGCUGAUACUCUUCGAAGACUUACCGCUGUACCUGAACGCGCUAGGGCUCUUCCAACAGUUGCUACACACAGUCUUGCUCAGAGAGUUCCCGGUAGUACGAGUCACGAGCCUGGCUUUUGUCGCUGCAGUGUCUUCCUUGGUGUUACACCACUACUUAGCCUUGAAGUACUUUGGAUCGGUGUAUUAUAACUAUUCUGAGGUGCUAGCAUACUUCACUUUGUGCCUGUGGAUCGUUCCGUUUGCGCUGUUUAUAUCGCUGUCGGCCAACGACUACGUACUGCCUACCACGGACGAGCGACAGCCGUUACUCCUAGGUGACAACAACGUGGUGACAGACUACCUCUCCCGAAAAUCGAAGAGAUACAGUCUCCUCUCUUUCUUCAGUUUCGCCAAGGAGUCUAUCCUUCCUCAGAGAAGCAAGAAAGCCUUCUGAAUGGUGCGUCUACUUAUAAAAAACAUUUGAACAUUGUGAGCUGUAUUUAGGGUUGCCAGGUCCUAAAACACAAAAGCCGGACUUUGUGCUCAUUUGACCGGACAUUUUACC
Molecule: messenger RNA, 788 nt
Organism: Ostrinia furnacalis (Asian corn borer)
Lineage: Eukaryota; Metazoa; Arthropoda; Insecta; Lepidoptera; Crambidae
Product: protein TEX261
Exons: 5
Coding region: 72-677 (201 amino acids)
Biological process (GO): endoplasmic reticulum to Golgi vesicle-mediated transport
Cellular component (GO): Golgi membrane; COPII-coated ER to Golgi transport vesicle; endoplasmic reticulum membrane
Molecular function (GO): COPII receptor activity
Source: RefSeq, a predicted model, not a curated record